Messenger RNA from Saccostrea cuccullata (small rock oyster), 699 nucleotides. RefSeq lists its product as uncharacterized. The transcript has a single exon. NCBI's taxonomy places the organism in Eukaryota, Metazoa, Mollusca, Bivalvia, Ostreida, Ostreidae. Gene Ontology annotation, molecular function: nucleic acid binding. Bases 1 to 699 code for a protein of 232 amino acids. The record is from RefSeq and is a predicted model, not a curated record.
AUGGGAGUUAACUGGAAAUUCAUUCCGAGGGCAGCUCCAUGGUAUGGAGGCUUUUGGGAGCGACUCAUCGGAAUUACCAAAACAACACUGAAGAAAAUAAUCGGCCGUUCAUACAUCGAUUUAGAAACUCUACAAACUGUAGUAACAGAGGUUGAGGCGAUAGUUAAUGACCGUCCGUUAACAUACGUUUCAUCGAACCUGGAGGAUCCAGAGCCACUAACGCCAUCACAUCUACUGUACGGAAGAAGACUGACGUCCUUGCCAUAUCCGACAGAGGACCAAGAGAAUUCAAGCGAUUGUCACCCAUUGACUUGCCGUCGUCUAAACCAACGUCUGGAUAAUCAGAGUACUAUCUUAAAUCACUUUUGGAUCCGCUGGAAGAGAGAAUAUUUAACAUCACUCAGAGAGUACCAUACAGCAAAUGGAAGCAGGUCGCAGAAAAUUAAAGUCGGUGAUAUUGUCCAAAUCCAUGAGGAGAAACCUCGGAUCAUGUGGAAACUAGCUGUCGUGGAGGAACUCAUACAGGGGAGAGACGGAUUCGUUAGAGCUGCCACUUUACGGACCAAAAAUGGACUUACCAACAGACCAAUUGUGAAACUAUAUCCAAUCGAAGUGAAUGAGAACGAACUUAAAAUACUAUCUUCUGAUCGAGUGUCAAAAACAAAAGCCAAAGAAAGAAUCCGUGAAUGGACCUCUUAA